Molecule: messenger RNA, 1242 nt
Organism: Mugil cephalus (flathead mullet)
Lineage: Eukaryota; Metazoa; Chordata; Actinopteri; Mugiliformes; Mugilidae
Gene: emp3b
Product: epithelial membrane protein 3b
Exons: 5
Coding region: 134-631 (165 amino acids)
Cellular component (GO): plasma membrane
Source: RefSeq, a predicted model, not a curated record
UAAAAAAAUUAGGGGGUGUGGCGAGGCUAGAAAAGAGUGGACCACCAAGUGGGGCAUGAAGUUGUAGAGAAGAGUGGUGAAGCUGCGGCUGAGAUCGGAUUCACGGGAUCAAGCAAUACCAGGGGAAUUAAGAAUGCCGUACCUACUUUUUUUCGUCACCCUCCUGCAUCUCAUCACACUGGCUAUACUGUUCAUUGCGACCAUGGAGAAGCCCUGGUGGGUGUGGGAUGACAUGGAAAGCUCGGACCUGUGGUACAACUGUAGGCUCGACAACCUCACCAGUACCUGGUUGUGCACAUCCGCCAAAGAAACCGAGUGGCUUCAGGCCGUGCAGGUCCUGAUGAUCCUCUCAGUGGUCUUCUCCUCAGUCUCCUUCUUGGUGUUCCUGGGUCAGCUGUUCACCAUGUCUAAGGGCGGACUCUUCUACUUCACUGGGCUGUGUCAAAUCUUCGCAGGUCUGACAGCCUUUACUGCAGCUCUCAUCUACACAUUACACAAUAAGGCCAUCUUUCCGGACUACAAAGAACUGACUCCAGGACACUUCGGUUACUGCUACAUCCUGGCCUGGGUGUGUGUCCCUUUGUUGAUGUUCAGUGGCGCCAUAUACAUCCACCUGCGCAAGAAAGAGUGACCAGAGGAAAAAAAACAAAAAACAAAAAGGAACGCAGCGAAAUUGGAAAGAGUACUAUGAAUUUUGUAUGUGUUAUUGUUUAGGCUUCAGCUAAUAUGAUGUUUAAUAGGAUACAACAGGGUAUAUCUCAGUCCAAUGUAUGAUGCCCACCUUGUGUAAGGUUAAAAUAAUAGAUUUGAAUACCUAUUUUUUACUGUCUCUGUAGAACAAACUGGAAAUAUAUAUUUUUGUACUUAAAACUGAAACUAUAUAGUAGCUGUCUCUACACGCAAACACAGAAAAAAAUCAUACAAAACUAUAAUCCGUCUUUUGUGAAGAGAUUUUUUAUAUAUAUAUAUAUAUAUUAUAACUGUACACUGUCAAUAUAAUUUCUUAAGCUUCGAUCGCUGUGAACGUCUGUUCCCUUAGUCUAAAACUUCACUUUUUGACAGGGGGAAACACAUUUUGAUGGCUGUCAGAAUCUGUUCCCUCAGUCAUUAUUUAAAUGUGAUUGUUGGAUCAUAUUCAUUAUAAUAGGGGCAACAUGAAUGGAUUUCAGCUAUCCAUUUAUUUUAAAAAAAACUACUGUAAUACACAGCUGAAAGCUAAUAAAUGCUUAAUUAAUAAAUUUG